UUAGAGAUGGCGGGCGCCUCCGACCCCCUGGAAGAUAUGCUCUUUUCAGAGGUGGAUGAAAAGGCGGUGAGCGACCUGGUGGGUUCGUUGGAGUCUCAGCUUGCAGACCAAAACAAGCCUGCAGGUAAAACAGAGGAAAACGGAGGCGCUGGCUCCGUGCCCCCCGCUAACCAUCACUUAGGAAAAACGCUACCAGCUCCAGUGGGCACCUCAACACUAGAACAACAACAACAACAAGGACGGCGGAAUAAAACUGAGACGCGCCAGGAUAAGAUAAACUCUAAAGAUGUUAGCCCGGGUAAAACUGUCACGUCUCCUUCUCCGGGCUGCACCCCGGGCUCUUUUGACCCGCCUUCCUCCACUUCGCCCGCCGCCGGUGUGAACGCCACUUCACAUGGAGCAUCCAUCACAACACUGACCGCAUCUGGGCUGUCAACUUUGGCAGCUACGCCUGCUGGCAGCAUCAGCAACACAUCCAGCAGUCGGGGGUGUAAGGCUUCUUCUCCCGGCACAGGUGAGACGUCCACGGAGGCGAACCCACCGAGGAAGCGCAUAACCACGCCGCGGAGGAGCGCUUCUGCUCGGUUGAAGAGUUUGAACGGAGCCGCUGUGACGACGCGGAGGACCAGCAGCAGCAGCAGCAGCAGCAGCAGCGCAGCGGCAGAAGACGUCAGCUGUGUGGAUACAACAAACUCUACUCGUCUUGUGACAUCCUCUAUUAACACUUCCACUUUCACCGUGACUAACCCGAGCCUCCCCGUAGGUCAGUCUGCUAUUGCCUUGGACCGGGGGACUCCCACUAUCGCUUUGCAUAGACUCCCAAGUCACAUUGUGGCGAGCAUUGCCCAGAAUGGAAACGGUACCAGUGUGUCGGCCUUGGUCCAGCAGGCUGCCCGCACAGCAUCCACCACAUCUUCAGCUUCACAGGAUAGCAAAACCCUCACAGAUUCACAGCCUUCCAAAACAGAGUCCAAAAUUGUAAUGUCAAGCCAGUCUGUCAGUUCUACAAUAAACACUGUAUCUACCACACCUUCUGUUGCCAUAACAACAACAGCAGCAGCAACAACAACAACAAUGACCACCACAACAAUAACUCAGCCUCUGAACUCUCCCACAACGGCCACCACCUGUGUAACAGCAGGGGUGGCAACAAGUUCUGUAUCAGUGACCACUGCCGCCAUCAGCAUGGUCAGACCCACAGCCCCCUCCCCGACACCUGCCAUGGCCACCUCCGCACAGUCUCAACCCCGUCCUGGACUCGCAACACCUCAGAGGAUUGUAGCCCCACAGCUGAUUGUCAGACCGCCUCAGCAGCAGACGACCAUUCAGCUGCCCCCUGGGUUUACCAUCCCGCCGGGGAUGGUGUUGGUACGCACUGAGUUGGGCCAGCUGGUGAUGGUUCCUCAGCAGGCUUUGGCUCAAGCUCAGGCUCAGGCUCAGGCCCAGAACAACAUCUCUCCGCGCCCUGCCACUCCCACGACAGGAGCAACCUUCAGAGUAACAACGCCACAGAAGGGCCCUGUGGCUCCGGCCGUGGCUGUGACGGCUCAACAGCAGAACCCUGUGGUGAUGGCCCCCCAGGCCCCGGCCCAGGCCGCCUCCCAGCCCGUGCAGCCUCCACAGACAGGAAUCGCCGCGGCUCCCGGAGGUCCUAUCGUGUCCCAGGAAAUGCAAGAGAAUGUCAAAAAGUGUAAGAAUUUCCUGGCGACCCUCAUCAAGCUGGCGUCUCAUAAUUCUCCGUCCCCUGAGACCUCCAAAAACGUCAAGGGUCUGGUGCAGGAUCUGCUGGAUGCCAAGAUUGAACCGGAGGAGUUCACCAGCCGGCUGCAGACUGAGCUCAAGUCAUCUCCGCAGCCUUACCUGGUGCCUUUUCUCAAGAAGAGCCUCCCGGCCCUCAGGCUGUCUUUGCUGAAUAGUCAGCAUUCCCUGACCCAGCCCCCGCAGCAGGGAGUCAAACCAGCGCCCGGCAGCACUCCUCCUGCCAUCGCGGCUGGGCCAGCUGUCCGCAUGCGCCACCCCAACAGCGUCAGCACUACUACGGGUGCCAGUGCACUGCCCGGCGGGACGCUCGGACAUGCAGCUGCUGUGGGUAUAAAGACAGCAGGUACUGUUGGGGGCCAGGUCCGGAUGCCCGUAGUGAUCACACAGUCUGUCAGAGCACAAGGCACAUUGGGGAAAGGAGCCAUCAUACAAGCAGGCAAAAGUCCCGUGGGCUUAGCUGUUCAGAUCUCUGGGAAUCAGAAAAACAAGCUCAACGACCCCGGAGGAGGCACUUUCAGGGAUGAUGAUGACAUCAACGACGUUGCCUCCAUGGCCGGGGUAAAUCUGAAUGAGGAGAGCGCCAGAAUACUCGCCACCAACUCUGAACUCGUGGGAACACAGAUCCGCUCGUGUAAAGACGAGGCCUUUCUCCAUCCGGGACUGCUUCAUAGACGUAUUCUGGAGACAGCGAAAAAAUUUGGAGUCACCGAGGUCCCUAUGGAGGCAGUUACGUUCAUCUCACAUGCAACGCAGUCACGGCUUCGUACUGUGGUGGAAAAAGUCUCGACUAUAGCCCAGCACCGACUGGACGCCUGUAAGGAUGACGAGUGCUACGAGCAAUCGGCAGACGUUCGCUCUCAGCUGCGCUUCUUCGAACAGCUUGAAAGAAUGGAGAAGCAGAGGAAGGACGAGCAGGAGAGAGAGAUCCUGUUGAAAGCCGCUAAAAGUCGCUCCAGGCAAGAGGACCCAGAGCAAGCUCGACUGAAACAGAAAGCUAAGGAGAUGCAACAACAGGAACUGGCUCAGAUGAGGCAACGAGACGCCAACCUUACAGCACUAGCCGCCAUCGGACCCCGGAAAAAACGUAAAAUGGAUUCACCAGGAGCCACCCCAUCAGGGACCGAGGUUUCAGGCAGCACGGCGGGCUCCCCGGCCAGCUCCUCCACCCCGUCCAACUCGUCGCGCCAGUACACACGGCAACGCAUCACCCGCGUCAACCUCAGGGACUUGAUUUUCUACAUGGAGCAGGAGAGAGCGACCGCCCACUCCCUCCUCCUUUACCGUGCCCUGCUCAAGUAGCCUCUGCUCCGCCUCAGCGCCCACCUCAGCCUCCUCCUCCUCCUCCGUCUACUUCCCCUUUGCCACGUGCCUUCAGAUCAGGUCUAAUGUUUCAGCUCUGUGUCUCCAUACAUACUGUAGUGAUGUUUGAUGUAGCUUUCAUAAGAAGAGCAGGAAGAGUUAGGAAAAAAAGUACAAAAAUAAAACUGUUGUUCCGUGUCUUAUUACUUUAGAGUCACGGUGUGUAGUUAGAUCAUUUGGUUUAAAGGUUGUAUCAGAUUCUUUGUCUUGAAAGUGAAUUUGAUAAAGUAACUAAGUGGGAUUUGUUUCACAGAACUCGAUGCAGAACUUGUUCCAUGUACGUACGGUAGUUAUUUAUUUAACGACAUUGGCAGUAGCUUCAAUGAACCACCUCAAAGACAACAGGAUUAUUUUUGAGAAGAUCGUCAUUUUCACGCCUCAGUACAGCCUACGAUAUAUCUCCACGACCUAUUUGUUGAACCAAGAGAGAUUUCACUGAUUUUAAAACAUUAAGAUUCCAAAUAACAGCAUCAUGCUCCUUAUGUGUAAAUAGUUCUUUUUGAAUUAUUUUACAGCAUGUAUAUUUUUGAUCACAUGUAAGCUUUGUAAGAAAAAGGAAUAACCCAUGUGUCAAUACUAUGAAACCUGAUGUUUUGUAAAAUCAUGAGUCAAAAUAGGACGAUCAUUCUGCUCACCUGUAGAGUAUUUGUAACGAGACAGAAGCCCAAUGACCCUCCUGCAAGUUGUCUUUAAACCAGGACCUUGAGUAAGUCAGUAUUAUAUUUUUUACCCACAAAUAAUGUGAACAUUGUUUGUAUGUAGUUGUGUGUAAGUGGUGUAGUAUCAUGCUCACUCUUUGUCAAACUCACCUGGUUCAAAAGGUAAGUUUGGAUUCAUGUAGAGUUGUGUUCAGGUGACUGAGGAGAGUGAAACUUCUGAUCUGAACAGACAGUCCUUUAUCUUUCACUCUCACUGUUCAAUCUGCACAUUAAUCAUUAAAAAAAAAAAAAAAACAUUUCAAGUGUUCACACAGCUGUUUCAGCCCUGACCUACUCUGAGUAAGACUGAGUGACAAUAGUUGUCCUUUAAUCGGUUCAGUGCCCUGGACUCAAACGUAUUUGUAUUUUGAUCCUAAAUUAAUAUCACAGCUGUGAAGAAGUGUUAAAUUAUUUUGAAAAAAACGAAAGUAUUUGAUUCCUGUCCCGCUUCGUUUCUCUCUAUGUAUAACUUAUUGAGGAGAGGAUUGUGACAAAAUGCCUGCUUUUACAUGUUGUAUUACAUUGUCACCUUUGUUUGUUUUUUUAAAAUCCUUAUUGUGUCAUGUAAUGUUGUCCAGUUUGAUUUUUAUAUUGAACAAAAUAUCUUGGCCUCUAUGCAGCUUUUUUCUUGUCUUAUUUGAAUUUGAAACAACUGUUGUGCAUUUGAAAUUUUUGACAGCACUUUUUUUAAUCUCUCUAUUAGCCGACGAGUGAAAGCUGUCACUGUAUUAUAAGAAAUGACUCUUUGGAUUAGUAAACAGUAUUUGCCAAUUUAUCCUGAGACUUAUUUUUAACGAUUAAUAUAUUCUCUUUCCCUUUUUUUUUUCUUGAUUGGCUUUAAUGCUUGGCACAUUUUCAUAAAGUUUAUCUCCCAAAAAAGAAAAAAAACAUGUUUUAAAAAGAAGCACAAUCAUCUCUAUUGUGGUGAUUCCAAGCAAUUUUAAUAGUGAUUUUUAUGGUUUCUGGUGAUUUCACAGGAGGACAUUUCUACUUCUACUACUACUACUACAGCUUUUUAGCCAAAAUAAUAGAACAAUAUAACUGAUGUAAACAGAUGGUGAGAUCACAUUUCAGUGUAAGAAUGAUUUGUAAAUAUUGUUUACAAAACUAUGUGUUUAUUAGAACCACGUUAUUUUUGGUAAACUCUUGUACAUAUCCUGAGAAUUUCCUGUUUGUGUGAAAAAAACGAUACUUAUGUAUUUGUACCUAUUUUGUAAAGGAAUAAAUAAGCUGUUUACUAAACUGAGCAGACACUA
Messenger RNA from Labrus bergylta (ballan wrasse), 5074 nucleotides. Its product is annotated as transcription initiation factor TFIID subunit 4. Gene Ontology annotation, cellular component: transcription factor TFIID complex. Gene Ontology annotation, molecular function: protein heterodimerization activity; RNA polymerase II general transcription initiation factor activity; DNA binding. Gene Ontology annotation, biological process: transcription initiation at RNA polymerase II promoter; DNA-templated transcription. NCBI's taxonomy places the organism in Eukaryota, Metazoa, Chordata, Actinopteri, Labriformes, Labridae. The record is from RefSeq and is a predicted model, not a curated record.